Messenger RNA from Candoia aspera, 2867 nucleotides. It is a transcript of the gene TGS1, whose product is annotated as trimethylguanosine synthase 1. The record is from RefSeq and is a predicted model, not a curated record. Gene Ontology annotation, cellular component: nucleus. Lineage: Eukaryota; Metazoa; Chordata; Lepidosauria; Squamata; Candoiidae. Gene Ontology annotation, molecular function: RNA cap trimethylguanosine synthase activity. Gene Ontology annotation, biological process: 7-methylguanosine RNA capping; 7-methylguanosine cap hypermethylation. The transcript has 13 exons. Bases 92 to 2686 code for a protein of 864 amino acids.
CUCUCUCGAUAGGAUCGGAAUUUGCGCCUCGAGGCUCGGUGGAGCUUUCUUUGCAAGAGAAGGGCAGGCAGAGCGGCGGCGGCGGGUCGCUAUGCGCGAGAGCGCGAGGAGCCUGCUGGUGGCAGAGCUGGUGCUGGUGCUGAGAAGAGGAGAGGGCAGCAGCGGCGUCGGAGACAUCUUCUGUUUGUGCACCCGGGCCUUCGUCGAAGAUCGAAAAUUAUACAAACUAGGCUUAAAAGGAUUUUAUGUUAAAGAUGCAGAUGACAGUGUAGGGGAAGAGGAAGUUACUGAAGAUAAUGAGAAAGAGGAGAAACAUCAUACCUUUGAGACUGCUGAAGAAUUUAACAGUCUUGCUUUGGGAGUGGAUGAUACUGAACCAGAUUCAGAGACUGAACUCAUGAAGAGUAUGGGCUUACCUGUACAGUUUGGCAGUUUGGCAGCCAAUAAAGCACUAGUGGUUCCUGAGAAGACUGGCAAGAGAGUUAACAAAAUGAUGAAGAAGAAGAAAAGGAAGAAAAAGUUGCUGCAAAGAGAUAUCCAUGAAAUAACGCAGCAGUCUUUGGAAGAGGGUAAGGAUGAUGAUGACCACUCUCUUUCUGAUGACCAAACCUUAGUUAAAAAGGAGGACAUUUACGAUGAAUGUUGUAAAAAUGGAAGCAUGCCACUCAAUGAAUUUCAUAUGAAUGAAGAAUGGGAGAAAUACUGGCAUGAGUUUGGAGAAGGACUUCUGUGGAAAAGCUGGCAAAAGAAACAGGAAGAGGCUAAUCCUGAACCUUGGAAUAAUCCUGAAAUGAAGGAUAAGUGGGAGCAACACUAUAAUGAGCUUUACUGGUACUACUGGGAACAGUUUCACUACUGGGCAAGUCAAGGUUGGACUGUUGAUGUUACACAUGGUGAUGAUCUAGAAACAAAUACAAGAAAGCUGGAUACUAAGCAGUCAGGAAAAUCAUUGAACACAAGCAGCCACAGUGACCAUGGAGAAGUGCAGGACUCAGUCUUAGAUUCUUAUCUCCGUUCCAGAGACAUUUGCAAAGAAAAUCCUACUGUAUACGAAGAUCCUAGUGAUAAUUACAUUUUUACCAAAAUCAGUGAAAUAAAUCUAAAUGCAGAAGAUGCAGAGCACAGCAAAUUACAAAAUGCAGCUGAUACUAGAAGUCAUAAGGGACUGAGUUCAAGAAGCAGUGGAAGGCGUUGUCCUUAUGAUUAUGGCCAGACUGAGAAAUCAGAUAAGGGAACAAGAGAAGGAAGUGUGUCUUCUAAAAAUGGAUGUUCAAACCAGCCAGCCUCACAGCAGGGACUUUUGGAUGCCACAGAAGAGGGAAGAUCAGAUAGUAAUGAUGGUGAUGGGCAACCCCCUGAACGUAAACAUGUCAAAAUAAAGAGGAGUCAUGAACUAGAUGUUGAAGAAUAUCCUCAGGCUGAUUCAGAUGGAAUUUGCUAUCAGUUGGGGCUCAAGCAUGGCACAGGACAAAAAUACAGAAAAAUUCCUGGCUUCAGUGAAAGAAAAGUGAUUCGUCUUAAUAAAAAUAUUAAAUUUAAAUCAGAGUUCUUGGACAUGCGCAGAACAAUCAAAGCUAAAAACAAGCAUACAUAUUUUACAGAUGAACCUGAAACUUUUACGUUGAAGAAGAGUAAGACUUUGAAUAAGGUACAGAAAUUCUUGCAAAAAGUGAAUGAAGAUGUGAAAAUUGGAGCUGAAGAUAGAGUUUACCAUACUUCUACCAGCAGUGAUUCAGAUGAACAGGAAAAGGGUUCUCACUCAGAAAAGAAUUUGAGUCUCCAAAACCGUGACUUGCUAUAUCCUAGUUCAGAUACCCACAAACUUGAAAGUAUUGAAGAAAAAGGCAAGGAAAAGCUGAUAGUAGAAGGAGAAGAAGCUCCUUUAGGAAGAGAACUCAUUCCCCUGAAUAUUCCAGACUACCUACAAAUGGAAACAGAAGGUGAUUUGCUUGGCACAAGUGAAGUAAGUGCAAUGAAAAAGAAGAAAAACAAAAAGACGCAGAAAAGGAAAAACAGAAACUUGAAGUGCCUUCCUCACGAAAUAGCUGAUGAUCCUGAGCUGACUAAAUACUGGGCACAGCGGUAUAGACUGUUCUCUCGUUUUGAUGAAGGGAUUCAGUUAGACAGAGAGGGAUGGUUUUCUGUUACACCUGAGAAGAUUGCUGAACACAUUGCCGACCGUGUAAGACUGUCCUUUGACUCUGACAUAAUAGUAGAUGCCUUCUGUGGUGUUGGGGGAAAUGCUAUUCAGUUUGCCUUGGCAGCAAAAAGAGUAAUUGCAGUUGACAUUGAUCCUGUGAAAAUCCACCUUGCUCACAAUAAUGCCAUGGUCUAUGGAGUGGCGGAUCAGAUAGAGUUCAUAUGUGGUGAUUUCAUGAAGCUAGCAUCCAGCUUGAAAGCAGACGUUGUGUUUUUGAGUCCUCCAUGGGGUGGGCCUGAAUAUGCUACUGCAGAAAUCUUUGAUAUUCAAACAAUGAUUUCUCCUGAUGGAUUUGAAAUUUUCAAUCUGUCGCAAAAGAUUACCAACAACAUCAUUUAUUUUCUUCCACGUAAUGCUGACAUAGAUCAGGUAGCUUCCUUAGCUGGACCAGGAGGAAAAGUUGAAAUAGAACAAAAUUUUUUGAAUAACAGAUUGAAGACCAUAACUGCUUAUUUUGGAGAUUUAAUCAGACAAGAUGUAUCCUGACCUUUUUAUGAGUAAGCUGUUUAUUGGUGCAAAACAGAUAAUCAGAUUUCAGUGUAUCAUUCCUUUUAUUUACUUUUACUGUCAGUGGUUUAUUGCAAAAUAUUCUAUGUUCUAUUGAACUUGAGAAAAUAAUGGUUUAGGAUGCUUGUUGCAAACACCAAUAAAAUAUUUUAUAAAAAGA